AUGGUAGAUAUUGCCGUCGACCCCAAAGAUCCGACAGACCAAAGGGUGAUUGAUGAUACAAUUAAAACUUGCUUGAAGACUUAUUGGCAUAACCUGCAUUCCCACUACAAGUCUUUCAAUACAGCGGAAGAGGCGUGCCAGCAGCCAUUUGAGGGUGUCACGUUAGAGGACUGGGCCACACUAUGCGACCGUUUUGGAUAA
Messenger RNA from Ilex paraguariensis (yerba mate), 201 nucleotides. The record is from the annotation of a GenBank genome assembly. NCBI's taxonomy places the organism in Eukaryota, Viridiplantae, Streptophyta, Magnoliopsida, Aquifoliales, Aquifoliaceae.